This is a messenger RNA of Mycosarcoma maydis (corn smut), 621 nucleotides long. RefSeq lists its product as uncharacterized. The record is from RefSeq and is a predicted model, not a curated record. Gene Ontology annotation, biological process: endoplasmic reticulum unfolded protein response. Gene Ontology annotation, cellular component: endoplasmic reticulum membrane; Hrd1p ubiquitin ligase ERAD-L complex. Lineage: Eukaryota; Fungi; Basidiomycota; Ustilaginomycetes; Ustilaginales. Bases 1 to 621 code for a protein of 206 amino acids. The transcript has 2 exons. Gene Ontology annotation, molecular function: ubiquitin-specific protease binding; misfolded protein binding.
AUGGAUUUUGAAUCAAUACCUCCUAUCACAGGCGCCUGGGGCGCGCUAACGCUCGCAACAGCACUGCUCGAACACACGCACACCAUCUCGUCGUACCAACUCUUCUACACGCCCGCGCUCGUCUUCCGCAAGUUUCAAGUGUGGCGUCUGCUGACGACGUUCAUCUACUUUGGACCUCUCGGGCUCGAUUUUGUGUUCCACCUGUUUUUCUUCAUGCGGUAUUCACGGAUGCUCGAAGAGAACUCGUUUGGCGGCAGAAGCGGUGGUAGAGCAGCGUACGUGGUGCUGCUGAUGUUUGCAGCCACGUGCUUGCUCAUGCUUUCGCCGCUGACCGCGCAGCCGUUUUUGGGAUCACCAUUGGCGUUUGUACUGGUCUAUAUCUGGUCCAGACGUAACAGACAUGUACGACUCAGCCUGUUUGGCCUGUUGGUCAUUAGUGCACCGUAUCUGCCGUGGAGUCUGGUGAUCUUCGGUUGGCUGCUCCAUGGUAGCUUGAGGGCCGUAAUGGGCGACAUCAGCGGUAUCGCUGUGGGACACCUCUACUACUUUCUCGUCGACAUCUGGCCAAAAGAAUUUCGAUCAGGCGGUCGGAAUGUUUUGGCGACUCCUGCUUUCCUGUAA